This is a messenger RNA of Rubroshorea leprosula, 2620 nucleotides long. Lineage: Eukaryota; Viridiplantae; Streptophyta; Magnoliopsida; Malvales; Dipterocarpaceae. The record is from the annotation of a GenBank genome assembly.
ACCUGCUCUUGACUAGUUUGCUGGCAUCCACACAAGUCGAGUCUUUUUUCCUUUCCCGUGCAGGCAUCUACACAUGCUCAAAUCGAGGCUCAGUAUUGAUCUUGCCGGGAGAUAGCUUCAAUUUUAGGCAUACAAUGGAUGUUUUUACUUUGAUAGCAUUUGCGAGUACUUGUUUUCUAAUCUUCUUGAAAGCCUCCACAGCAAUUGACUCCAUUUCUCCAUCUGAGCCUCUCCCCCAUGGAAAGACCUUAGUUUCCAAUGAUGGAAGCUUUGAGUUGGGUUUCUUCCGUCCAGGCAGUUCUGGGAACCGGUACUUGGGAAUUUGGUACAAGAACAUCCCAGUCGGUACAGUUGUUUGGGUUGCAAACAGGGUGAAUCCAAUAAAUGACUCUUCUGGCAUGUUGAUGGUAACAACCACUGGUGAUCUUCAGCUUCUGAGUCAGAACAUAACUGUUGUUUGGUCAGCUAACUCAACAAAAGCAGCUCAGAAUCCUAUACUGCAGCUCCUGAAUUCUGGCAAUCUUGUUUUGAUAGAUGGCAGGGAUGGAAAUUCGGGAGCUUACUUGUGGCAAAGCUUUGAUUAUCCAUCUGAUACACUGCUACCGGGGAUGAAACUAGGAUGGGACUUGAGAACUGGCCUUGACCGGCGUCUCUUAGCGUGGAAGAACUCUGAUGAUCCAUCUCCUGGUGACUUUACUUGGGAAAUUGAACUACAAGGUAACCCUGAGGCUGUGCUCUGGAAAGGCUCACAGAAAUACUUCCGGAGUGGCCCCUGGAAUGGCAUAGGAUUUAGUGGUGCCCCAUAUUUAGGUCCUGAUAACCUAGUUUUCAGUUAUGAAUUUGUCUCCAAUGAAGAGGAGGUCUACUACAUGUUUUCCCUCAAAAACAAGUCUCUGCUCUCAAGGAUUGUUCUGAACCAAACUGACUACACAAGGCAGAGAUACACAUGGAGUGAGGAAACUCGAACAUGGAAGCUUUUGACAUUCGUACCUAACGAGUACUGUGACAAAUAUGGGCUUUGUGGUACAAAUGGGAAUUGUGACAGUACUCAACUUCCAGCCUGCCAAUGUUUGAAAGGAUUCAAGCCUAAAUCACCAGGUGGAUGGAGCUCUGGCGACUGGUCUCAAGGAUGUGUCAGAAACAAACCAUUGAACUGCCAGGCAGGUGAUGGAUUUAUCCAAUUUGGAACAUUGAAACUGCCUGAUGCUACCCAUUCAUGGGUAAACAAAACUAUGAGCCUCAAGGAAUGCAGGGGAAAAUGCUUACAGAACUGUUCUUGUAUGGCAUAUACUAGUUUGGAUAUAAGAGGAAGAGGUAGUGGCUGUGUCAUUUGGUUUGGUGAUCUAGUUGAUAUUAGACAGUUUCAAUUUGGGGGGCAGGAUCUGUUCAUUAGGAUGUCUGCUUUGGAAUUAGGUUAUGGUAAGAAGCAAGUAGUGAUUAUUGUCAUCUCUGUAAUGUUGACUGGAAUGGUUGUCAUUGGAUUAUUAUGCUACAUAUGGAUCAAGAGACGGAGGAAGCAAGGAGGAGGUGAAAAUGAGGAGAUGGAGUUACCAAUAUUUGAUUUAACGACUAUUGUGAAAGCAACAGACAACUUUUCAAGUGACAACAUGCUAGGACAAGGUGGCUUUGGACCUGUUUACAAGAUGUUGAUCUACGAAUAUAUGCCCAACAAAAGUUUGGACUACUUUAUCUUUGAUCAAACGAAAAAGGCAUUGAUAGAUUGGCAGAGGCGGAUGCACAUCACUGGUGGAAUUGCUCGUGGGCUUCUUUAUCUUCAUCAAGAUUCUAGAUUGAGGAUUAUCCAUAGGGACCUCAAAGCAAGUAAUGUCCUGUUAGACAAAGACAUGAACCCAAAAAUUUCAGACUUUGGUUUGGCGAGAAUGUUUCUGGGAGAUCAAACUGAAGCAAGAACUAAAAGAGUUGUUGGAACUUAUGGUUAUAUGUCUCCUGAGUAUGCGGUAGAUGGACACUUCUCAAUAAAAUCCGAUGUCUUCAGCUUUGGUGUGAUAGUACUCGAGAUCAUAAGUGGGAAGAAGAACAGAGGAUUUCACCACCCGGAUCACAAUCAUAAUCUUCUUGGACAUGUAUGGAGACUAUGGAUGGAAGAAAGAGCAUUGGAAGUAAUGGACACCAUGUUAGGUGACUCUUACACUGUUUCUAAGGUUCUACGUUGCAUUCAUGUGGCUUUGCUAUGUGUUCAGAAACGACCAGAGGACAGGCCAGAUAUGUCAUCCGUGGUUCUAAUGUUGGGCAGUGAGAAUCCAUUGCCUCAACCAAAACUUCCUGGUUUUUACGUUGAAAGGAAUCUACCAAAAGAAGAGGUUUCAUCAAGCCCGAUUAAAUGUGUUUCAGUAAAUGAAGUAACAAUUUCAAAGUUGCAGGGACGGUAGAGCAUCAUCACCUGAAAUAAAAAUGUUAAACAUAAAAGUGGAAGGCUAGUAUACGUAAUGUAAUAGUAAACAUCCUAGAUGUCAUUUUCUUGGCAGUAAUGAGCUAAGAAAAUUGUGUAGCAUGUUAUGUAAUGUCUCCAGCGUCUCUUCAAAUUACAAGGUUGACUACUACAGUUACAUGGAUUGAGGCUCCUAAGUUUCUUUUUCUUGGCAGAAUCCAUAGUUUCAAG